CUGAAACUGAGCUCAUGAACUGCCAGGAAUCCGCCGAAAUAGUGUAUGGAAAGAAAAUGCUAAUUUCUCUUAAUAAAAAAUCAUUGAUUACGUUCUAUUUUUCGUUUCUAAGACCUUGCUUGGUACUUGCUCAAGCGAAUAUGUCUUCUGGAAUCGUAGAUGCGGAUAAAUACUCUGUGGCAUAUGUGACAGUACCAAGUGUAGAUGUGGGCAAAACUAUUGGACAUGGUUUAGUGAAGAAUAAGCUGGCUGCCUGUGUCAAUGUUAUACCACAAGUAACUUCCAUAUAUGAAUGGGAAGGAAAAAUUAAUGAAGAUAGUGAGGCGCUGCUGAUGAUUAAAACGAGAACAACACAAGUAGACAAACUGACAGAGUUUGUUCGCACCAACCACCCUUACUCAGUCUGCGAAGUCAUCUCACUGCCAAUCAAGAAUGGAAACCCACCAUAUUUGAAAUGGAUUGGAGAUACAGUCCCUGAGAAUUAGUACAUGGUAUUAAUGUAAUGUCACAACAUUUUCAAUAGAUUAUUUCAGAAUUUUCAAUUUACUUGAUAUAGUCAGAUAGGCUAAGAUUCAAAAUGUUUCGUUUCAAAAUGAUAGCUUUGAAUGCUUAUGGUGGAUUAGACCAUUUCACAUCAAUUUAAUUUUAUUAUAUUCAAUGCAAUAUGAACAAUUAGUAUUUUGAAAUGGUUAGAGUGAUAUUUCUAUUCAUAGAUGAUUUUGCAUAAUUAUGAAAAUGAUUAAUUGCAUUUAUUAUGGUUAGUAGAUAAUUGCAACAAUUUAAAAAUUUGUUGCUUCUCCUUGAGUCACAGCUUCUAAACAAUGAAUUUAGUAAACCUUUAACUCGUCGAGUACCGGUUUUGUAGACACAAUUAUAGAACAAUAGGUUGCGGUCACCGGUGACCGCUUGGUGUUUGACAGUUUAAACUGCUUUUCUAAAAAAUGACAAAAAAUGGUUAUAAAACCAUAUUUGUGUGAUUGUUACUUCUAAGUCAAAUAUGUAAUUUGUUAGUUUAAGGAAAAUAUAUGAUUUUAAAGAAAAUUAAUCUUUUUU
Molecule: messenger RNA, 1053 nt
Organism: Spodoptera litura
Lineage: Eukaryota; Metazoa; Arthropoda; Insecta; Lepidoptera; Noctuidae
Product: protein CutA homolog
Biological process (GO): response to metal ion
Molecular function (GO): copper ion binding
Source: RefSeq, a predicted model, not a curated record